UCGUCGCAUUCAUCAUUGUAAUCGUUGUGCGUCCUGCCUCGAUGGCAAUCAAUCAUCAAGCUGCCUUGCGCUUGCCCCUGCAUGCUCCAGAUUCAUCAUUCACCCGUCUUGCCUCCAGCCUCAUUACAAUCAAUCGCCCAUUGUAGCGUUACUUGCAACCAUUAAUUAAGAGAAGUUCACGCUUGCGCACACGCUUGCGUUACCAAGCCGAAACGUCCAAUCUUCCGCGUUCUGUUGCCCUUCUUCCGAGCAGAGCUCAUCAAUCAACGCAAUCUGGGUAGUUGGGAACAUUUGGCACCUCGGCGGUUGUGGGUUUUUGUGGAAUUUGGGAUCCGGCUGGGGUGAGAGGAGGAAGCUGUGGAUGUUGUUCAGACUUUUAUCUAAGAAUCAUCGUGUGGAGCGGGCAGCGAAGGGGGCGAAGGCAAGGUGAGGGAUGUGGUGAUUCUGAAGGUUCGGAGGAAGGUUUUGGGGACAAUUAGGGCGGAGGAGUUGAGUGGUUUCAUCAUCAGAGGGUGUAUCUUGAUACAAUAGCAGCAACGGAAUCUGAUGGGCAAUGGGAUGAGCAAAGACGAACAGCUUUAUGAAGCUGUCAAGAAUUCAAACCAUAACGCUGUUAAGUCUCUUCGCCGUGAUGGAGCGUCCUUGGAGUGGGUUGACAAAGAGGGACGUACACCGCUAAUUCUAGCUUGCACUCGCGGUGACUUGUUUGAGAUGGUCUUGACACUUCUUAAUCUUGGAGCCAAUAUAAAACAUUAUCGGCCAGGAACUUAUGGGGGCUACCCUCUUCAUCAUGCAGCCAAGCGUGGUCUUGACAAGACAGUCUUGCUUCUUUUAUCACGUGGUGCUGAUCCGUUAGCUGUUAAUGACGACUCUCUUACACCAUUAGAUAUGGCUCGCAAUCGAGGCCACGUGUCUGUGGUCCGCAUGAUUGAGGAUCGAAUUUGCACAUUCAGCGGAUUGCUGCGGGAGAUGUCUGGACCUGGGUUUUUGGAAGCCCUUGCGCCUAAUUGGGUGACCAAGAAAAUUUGGGCUGUAAUUUUGCCAACGGAGACGGACCCCAGGCGAACUCGUAAGUUUGAACUUGUUAUCUACCAGUCACCGAAGGUGAGCCUUUGGAAUGGAGGGGUUUUGUCACCUCCGGGUCAUGUCGCGGGAUCCUACAAUGUUCCCGUCCCACGGACAAUCAUCUCAUUGUCAAAGGCCGAAAUAGAGGAGCUUGAUUUAAGCUUAGCAGACCCAGUUGUAAUCAUCUUGGAUCGAAACACUAAAACAAAAUACAAGUUCUUAGCAGAAUCAGAGGGUGAUAAGGCUCAACUGGAACGGUUCUAUAAGGCUUGCAAGGGCGUUCCUCAGGUUGCCCCUACACCAAGUGGAUAUCCUAGUGCCCCGCAAGCUGUUCUCCAAGGGUUGACAGCGCUCACUCACUCUAUUGCCCAACCUCAAGCACAACAACCAGCAGGUGCUUCUCCAGCAACUGCUCAUGGUCCUGCUUCUCAAAGUGUCAGGAACCCUGCAGAGUUAUCAGAGGAAGCUGCUCUGAAGCUGGCUAUCGAUGCCUCCCUACGUACUGCUACUCUUGAAGGGAUCUCAGUGGAUCAUCUUACAGAUCCUGAUGAUUUAAUCAAUGAAAAUACCGGCCAUUCUCAGUAUGGUGGAUGGGGUUCUGCUAAUGAGGCAGGACCUAGUCGCGUUUCGGAAUUGUCCGAGGACCCUUCUGAAGUUUCAGGAGUUCUUAGUGAAGCAUCCCCAAGCUCAACUAUUCCUCCUCCUUCUGCUCCUCCACUCCCCAUCCGAUAUCCAUCUAUUGAUAUUCCCUCUGCAGAUUCACGAUAUUCUGCUGUGGCAGCAUCGGUAUCAACAUCUAAAGCCGAGGAAAAGGAAAAUGGGGGCCAGUGUGUUGUCUGCUGGGAUGCCCCAGCUCAAGGUGUGUGCAUCCCUUGUGGUCAUUUGGCUGGUUGCAUGGAGUGUUUGUCAGAAAUCAAGGCCAAAUCCUGGGGUUGUCCUGUUUGCCGGGCUGCUAUUGAUCAAGUUAUUAGAGUUUAUGCGGUUUAGUGUUACUAGUUAAUCUGGGUAUUCAGUGUACAUAAAGUUGAAGCGGGAUUUAGUUCAUUGGUGCAAAUAGCUUGGAAAUAGGAUUCAAGUUUGUUCGCAGUAGGCUUCCUCUUAUACAUUAAUGGUCGAAAUGUCAAGAGUAAUGAACCAUAGAGAAUAUCGUAAUUCAUGGAUUUUUCAAGUCAUUUGAUGUAGAUGAUUUAUAGAGACUGGAUGUUGAAGGGCUUGAACAAACCGCAAAACAGUAGAGAGAGUUUGAUUGGAUUCGUCACCAUUGAAUAGUUACUUUUCAAGCCCAUUUUUGGUGCAUAGUUGAGUGUAUUGGCUGAAAGGUCCACUUAUUAGUAAGUGUGGGUGCAAUGUAGAUUUGGCUAUGUUUAAUACUAUUAAAAGGUGUUCCGGCUGCAAAUGGCAGCUGUCAUUUUUUACCUGUA
Physcomitrium patens is the source of this 2486-nucleotide messenger RNA. Its product is annotated as putative E3 ubiquitin-protein ligase XBOS34. Gene Ontology annotation, molecular function: protein binding. NCBI's taxonomy places the organism in Eukaryota, Viridiplantae, Streptophyta, Bryopsida, Funariales, Funariaceae. The record is from RefSeq and is a predicted model, not a curated record.